CUUGUCGCCAUUUUGUAAUGAAGACUACACACUACACUUCCUCUAUGCGAAAGGUCAUAUUCUUGUUUACGACUUUAAAUUUUUGCUCGUGAAAAAAGCUCCCUCUACGAUUUGCGGAAAUGGACGAUAACGCUAGAGGGAUGGCUUCAAAAAUACUUUGCGACUUGCUGAACAUCGGAAACACUGGAACAAGUGAUGGUGGGUGCAAAUUCACUUGUAAUUUUUCGCGCAGUGACAAAGUUUUACUUUUGGUACAUACAAAUUGAAAGAUUUAGUUUCGAAAACACUGCGUCAUGAGUGACUGUAUGGGUGCACGAUAAAGGAAAAAAUUAAGGUUGUUAAAUGAAGAAAGUAGCGCAUAGUUCAUCGUAAUUGUAAACUUCUGCUUGAUGUUGCAGUUUUCAUGUGUCAAAAUGAAAAUGAAAGUAGUGACUGUCAAUGUGUAUCCGAUGAAAUAGGUGUAAAUAGUUGUUUUAGUCAUGACAAAGAUUAAGUCAAUAGUCUUUGUUAUUUUCUUGCUCACUGUCGUAUGUGUUAUGCUAAUGAUAAACAAGAGUAAUGAAUACCUUUCUCCUGUUUUUAUCUAACAUGUUUGUGAAUCUAGUACUACGACAUGACGAGGUUAAUGAAAAUUUUGCACAUUUAAUUACCUAUUUAUACGCAUUGUUAUUUAUAUCUCUAUUUCCGCAUGCCUCUUUUGAAUUGUAGGUGAACUUGACCUAAAGAUAUUUUGGAAAGGAUGUGGAAGUUACGCUGUAAUUUUUUUUAGAAUUACAGCACUACUUCUUUCUUUGUAAUUGGGCUUUACGUUUUCAUUAAAAUAAUUGAAAUUAACAGACAUUGUAUUGACACUUUGUCUUCAUGUAUGUAUCAGGGAGUAGUUUAGAGACACAAAGAAAUGAAGAGAGAGACCUUGAUGAUACUCUAAGGUAAAUAUCUAUGAAUCAUAAUUUAACUUCUUUGCCUUUCCCUAAGGUGUACCAAAGAUGAAAACCCUAUAACUCCCAAGAUCUGAUUAUUAGUUCUCCCCUCUAGCAGCCAUGUAUUUCCCUGUAAAUUAGUUACAAGAAUUUGGUGUAAGAUCAAGUUAACUUUAUCUGAUAAGUUUGAAUAUCUUCAUUACCUGUGUGCUGAAAGAUGUAUGGAUAUUAUAGGGGGGGACUUAAUUUAGGGUGUUGAAGGGUUAAUGCACUGGCCUUGGUAUAUGGAAUACACAAGUGUAAAUGCUUUUCAGAAACACAUUGACUUUUGCACCAACUGAAUUUCAAAGGGAGCACCUUAAGUAAAUGCUGGAGUGGAAAUCAGAACAGUAACAUGUUUAGUGGGUAUUCCUUAACAUUAUCUAUCACAUUGGAUGUGUGAUAUACAGAAGUGUAAUGGUCUGUAACCUCCCUUCAGCUUUAGACCUCUGGAUAAGAGCUUAUGCUAGUAUAUUUUGUCAUGUCCUUAAGCAAGAAAUUUAAUUCGUACAGUCCCUUUUUCUGUGCAUUUUAAAAAAGCCUUGGUGGGUUUUGUCACUUGGCUUAAGAACAGAGUUAGUUGUGUAACCCCUUCAAAACUUUUAUUGACUGUAAGGAGGACAUUUGAAACAUCUUCAAUCUAAUAUGGAACUAGGCACCCCAGUUGAGACAGUAGAUGAUGAAAGAAGUUUACACUACAACUUAUACUUCAGACACCUGUUGAAAAUUGAAGUCCCAUACCAAUUUUGUUAUGCAUGUAGACUAGAGCAGCCUUGUAGAAGGUAUAAUCAGGGUUCAUAUUGGUCCUGGAAAACUUGGAAAGUCCUAUAAUUUUAUUUUGGCAUUUUCCAGGACCUGAAAGUCCUGAAAGAAGAUUAACGGUCCUGGAAAGUCUGGGAAAUCCGCUUGACUCUAGCCAAAAGUUUGUUUUUUGUCUAAUGUUGUAAGGGUUUGUGGAUUUGACUUUGCUAAGCAAAGUCAUGUAAAGUUUUCUCAAAACACAAAUUCCCUUUUGAUCCUGCCACUGGCUAGAUUAGGUGCAGGCUCAGGUAUAAUACAGGUUUGUUGACUCAUUAUUGUAGGGUGAAUUGAUGUUGAAAUCUUGGGAAUAAAAGGGUUUUAAGUGAAAUUUGGAGUCCUAGGAAAAUCAAUCUGAGUUGUGGAAAAGCCCUUGAAAUUUGUUUCUGAAAAAGGUUCAAACCCUGUCUAAAUAGCCAUCAAUGAUUCUUUAAAUGUGUUAUGCUUAUGACUUUGGUCUUACAUUUUCAAAAGGAAUGUGUUGUGUGAUCCAUGGUAAUCUUCUUGCACUAUAUUAUUUGAUUGAUGUUGCAGUGAAUCAGCAUCUACAGCAAGUUCUCUGUCUCCUCAAAGAAAGGUUAGUGAAUGGACAAAAUCUUAUUUGUCUUGACCAGUUACUCAAACUAAGUGCAUUUUCAAACAAAGUGACUUUCCUUUGUUGUAACAGCCAUUUCAGACAUAACAUUCUAGUAAUGAAUGUAGCAAAUAAUGAAGAAUUAUUUGCAACAAGUGAUAUGAAGACUUAUCAAAUAUUGAGGAACUAUGUUCAGCAAGCAAUAUGAAGACAUCUAUUAAAUGCAAUGUACCAGUGCUCCAUUUCACAAUUCACGGUAUUGCACUAUUUUAGAGAAACUCAAAGGAACAGAUGUCUGAUGUGUCUGUCUCAGACAGUGAGGGUGUUGCUUCAAGAAUGUCCCUCGAACCUGUCAAACAAGUCAUGUAAGUCACUGAUUUGCUUUAGAACAUUAUUACUAGCUGAUUAAUAGCUUAUCCUUGUUUCCUUCAGAUUUAAAUUUAAACAUUCAUUUUCGCAAGAUUCAGAUAACCUUCAGUUGCAUCAUUUGUAAGCCUGUUACAAAGCUGGGGUUUAUUAUAGUGUAAGACUAAAUAAUCAGAGUUUAGUCUUCAAAGUGGAGUUAUUUGUCUCAAAUAUGAAUUGAUUGAUGUGUUCAUGGUGAUGAUGUAGACAGUGCUAUAACAGGCAAUUGUAGAUUUUUGGAAUUUAAUUUGACCAGUCAAGGGUAGUUAUGAUAUAGAAACAGCUAAAUGUAGUUUCAAGAGCUGAGCAUGCUUUCAUUUAGGGAAGAAUAGAAACCACAAACUUGCUUUACUAAAGUGCAUGCAAUGUGAGUUCAAUUUACACCCUAGAUAGUAACCCUGAAGAAAGUUUUACACAUUACAUACCAACGCCACACCCAGGAACAAAAACAUCUAACCUGUAACUAACUGCCAAGAUUUUAUGACAUGAAAUGUUGCUCAAACUGUAAUUUCAUAUUUGGGCAAGAAAGCAUAUUUGCCUUUGAGGAGUCAAGCUUUUAAACUUCAGGUUGUUUUCUAAAUUAUGUAAAGGGAUCUCACAUGCUUCAAGGUUAUGACUUACUCUUUAGUUUCUAUACUGUGGAAGUUAAUUAUUGAUUUUCAAUUGUACUUUUCAGUGAGAUGAAAGGCAGUGAUGAUGGAGGCAGUAAAUCAGUUUACGGAAAUGAAGUUGAAAUUGUAUCUGACGAAGCAGUUUCAACAAGUGCCACAGCUAGUAAUAAGGUGAGAUCAUUUAACCCUUUAACUUCCAAGUGAGGGUAAAUUUCGUCUGUUGUUUUAAAUAGAUUGUCUCCAAAAAAUUCCUCAACUGGCUUGAAAUUCAAUUUUCCCACAAUUUCCAUUUUAAGAAUUGAAGAUGAAGUUAAACAUUGAGACACUUAACUAACAUUUGAGUGGUACUGAUGUGCUAUGCAUUCUUGUUGCUUUUCUUGGUCAACAACUGAAUUAACCUGUAAAAUCCUUUUGGCUAAUUAUCAAAGCUUACUGCCUCUUGUUACCUAUUAAACACAUUUUCAUUCAAAUUUUUAUUGGUUUAGAUUUUUAAACACUUUGAGUAUUUUCCCUUUGUUUUGCCUUCCUUAAAAUUGUAGUCUGAAUCAAAGGAAAAUGAACACCAAAUUGAUUUUAAAACUUUUAAACCUUGAAAAAGUCACCUUUUGAAACUCUAGACAACAGGGAGGUGGUUGGAUUAUCAGUUUCAGUUCAGUACUCCAGUGUAUGACUGAAUGUAAUGUUAAACCUUUAACCUCAGUCUAUGAUUGACUAACAAUUAAUUUCCCCUUACAGUGUCACUGCUGAACUGAACAUAGCAUAAUCAGUUCUCAUGAUAACCAAAUAUCUGCAGCACAUAUUGGGUUUUCAUUUCAAGUUCAAAGUCUGCCUAGUUUCUUAGCCCUUGUCCAUGUAGUGUUCUCAAACUUUUGCGGACUCAGAGUGGUGUCUUUUUUUAAUGUUUGUUUUAGAAAAAAUUGUAAUAAAACAUUUACUGAAUUUGGUUUUUGCACCAUAAAAUGAAUUAUCAAACUUCAUGUCUGGCUUUGGCAGAUAACUUAGACCUCGGCAUUGAUAAUUUAUGAUAUCAUUCUCAACCUCAUCCAAUAAUUGCUUAUUAUUGCCAACUAAAGGAGCUCUUGACCAUUAAACAAUUUCUCCUUGUCAGCACAAAGGAGAUUUUUAGAGAACAGUGUGGAGAACUUGUGCACUGAUAAUAGGGUUAAUGACCAAUUUUAUUUUUCACAGAUAAAAUUUAAUUCCAUGGUUAAUUAUGACUGGGAGCUGAAGUACUACAGAGGAUGUCUAUUAGCAGUCAGCAGCAAGUGCAUUGCAUAUGCUCUUAGAGGUAAUUGUAGAGCUGCCUCAGUCUAUAUGUGUAUUUGCUAAGUAGUGCUAGUUGACAAUGUAAGGUUCGGUUUGUUUAUUUUGAAGUAAAAUUAGCCUUCUUGCCAGCAUACAGUAUCUGAUUGUAGAGUGAGUGAGCAUUGGCUUAGUUUUCUUUGGCUAAAAAGAAAGCACCUUGUCAAAAAAGAAAUAAAUACAAUGAGUAUCUCAGUCUGAAACUCUCACCUCAUUUUAAAAGAUCUGUUCUUCAGGAUUUAGAUUAUUGCCAAAAUGAACAGAAUAUGUGACUGAAACAGAGACUUUUCCAUUUCAAUGACAUGUAUUCUGUGGAGUUUACGAUGGGAAUGCAUAAUUCAAAGGUGUGUUUCAUAGGGCCUUCUAUCACAUAUCAGGCCUUUCAGGAAAGAAGGGUUCACCAGUUAAUUUUUUGAGUUUUGAUGGACAGAUUUUGGUUGGUUUUCUCUCUGCAAAUAGCUCUAAAAUGUUUCUUAUGAAAGUGAUUGAUGGCAUAUUUAAUGUAACAGAAAGAAAAUGUUUGAACGUUUAAGUUCCUAGUUUUUAUUAAGUGAAAUAAGUUUUGUGAGUCAAUUAUUCUUUGCUCUCUAAAAUAAUUUCAGGCCGUCAAGGCUAUGUUGUAAGGCUUCUUAAUCCUGAGACAGCCACUAGGACACUGAUCAAGGGAUUUGUUGGUACAAUAAGCGAGUUAGCGUUUUCACACAAGGACUCCAAUAUGCUGGCAUGUGUAGAUGAGGGAGGUAAUGUUUAUAUCUGGGUUAUCCAUGAAAAAAAUGGGAAACUCGAGUAUCCUUUCUUAACAUAGCUAUUAUCGUUAUCCAAUGGAUUUAACUUUUGGCAGUUGAGUUUUCUACCUUUUUGUAGUAAAUAGGGAUCUCAAAUAACCACUUGGUCUAUAGUAAAGUUAAUUCUUGUACCCCAUAAGAACUUUAUCCAAAGAGUAGAAAGCCUAAUUGAGGCGUUGUAGCAUGAUGUUACAGUCAGAGGUGAUGGAUUUAAACCAAUGCUGGUGAAAAAUGGCAAACUACUUAAUAUCAUGUCAGCAAUGACAGUUAUUCAAUAAAAAAGUGUACCUAUAGUUUACCUUAAUCCAUUGCUAAGAUAUUCUGUGAAGCUUCAUAUCAAACGUCCUACCAAUACACUCUCUGAGCACCACAGACUAAUAUGGACUCCAUACAUGCCUGAUGGUGAAGAACUUGAAAGAACUGAAGAGUCUGCCGCUGAGGAAGGCCGACCACUGGCCAUUACACAUGGAAAUCAGGUGCAUUACUAUCUUGCUUAUUUUUAUGACACACACCUUGAGAGAAGCCUAAACUGGAAAAAAAUUAUCUAUUUUUUUAAUUAGAUUUUUGGCAGAGUUACAAACACUGUAGUGCUUCUGUUGGACAAAAUACACUGUAAUUUGUAACUGCAGUUGAAAGCCUUCGCCUUGCAAGUAAAAUCUAUAGCUUGUUAGAUCAAAGUCCUCUCAACAUUUCUGAUGACAUUUUUUGAAAUGUCUAGGGGGAUGUCACAGCCUAAUGGCUUGUAGUCCAUGCUCUUUUCCAGAGAUCUGGUUGGAGCCCUAGUUUGGGUCACUGUUUUGUUUUCUUGAAAUACAGAGUUUAUUUUACAGAGCCUAUAUUUGCGUGGGACCAACAAAAUAAUCAAACUACAGUAGUUUGAAAUCACUUAAAACUACAUGUUAAUUGGGCAAUCAAAAUGAUAUUUGUGUAAAACUAUGUUUUCAACAAUAUCAGUUUUGCACUAACUUUGCUCUUUUUGAAAACCUGCUUUUAUCAGUUGGAGGUAAUAGAUGUAGAUUCUCUGACUGAAUGGUGUGGCAGGUCUGAAGUGACUAUUGAUGAUAUAAAGCAAGGAGUAGGAUAUUUAGAAAUUACAGAUGGACACACUAAGGUAAAUCUCUUAAAAUAUUUUGGUUGGCAGGACAAGAUUUCUUGCAAAGUUUCAUGUUGAAAAGAUACUAGAAAUUAUGUCUCUAUCACAGGCUAGACAACUUUUCAUGUGAAUUAUAAGCUCAUGAUGUCUUUGAAUCCCAACAAAAUGAGGCACUUUCCAUCUAGAUGUUGCAAAGUGUUAUUACUCUGUUGUGUAACAGUAAACUGUUUGCAAGAGUGGUGGUGUUUGCCUCUAGUAAAACGACACAUAGAAUUCCUUUUAUUGAAGUUGUGUCUGACUGAAAUAUUAAAUGAGGUACAAGUAGAUUCCACCACUCAGUUGAGACAAAGUAGUUUAAAUUUUACGUAGAAAAACUUCCAACAAGAAUUCAAUAAUGUGGGGUCAAGUUUGUGCAAAAGUUUAAAUUUUUGUGAUUUUAAAUUUACUGCUGUCAUGUAUGCAUGAGAUGCAUCUAUGAUUUUAGCAAUUAAUUAGCAAUGAUAUACUUUAUUAAUGGACCUUACAAUGGUUCAGUAUCCUUUAUCUAGUUUUACACUUUGAAUGGGAGAAAGAAGUCAUCAAGAAAGUCCUUUCAUUCAUAGUGAAAACUUUUAAAAAACUAUUCUCUUAGCCAAUCACAGGAGGUGCUCUUUCACCUGAUGGUGCAGUAUUAGCAACUGCUAGUGAAGAUGGUUACAUCAAGUUUUGGCAGUUGACAGAGAAAGUUGAGUGCAUGCAUGAAUUCCAGCCUCAUGAUGGACGUCCCCUGUCUUGUAUGAUUUUUACUGACAAUCAGACUUCUCAAGAUAAAGAGUAAGAAAGACACAAUAAUUUUUGUUCAGUAUUGUUCUAGACUUGUGUAAAGGUCAAAAUAACACAUUUUGUAGCAGUGUACAGUAAAAUAGUCAUAUCAGUGAAUUGUUCUGUAUACAGAUUUCUCCACAAUUUACUCAGGGGUGGUGGGUAAGGACAAAACAACCUUUUGGGUUUAAAGUGAAAGAAGUUAUUCCCAGAAAAUCCCUGUCCUAAACAAAACAAUCUUAACCAAAAAAAUUGUCUGUUUUAUUGAAAAACUGCCCUGGGAACAAAUUAAUAAAGAGGGAAAGUUUUCUAGGAAACUGUAGUGCUGCAUUGGUGGGUGAGUAUAAAAAGAUAAAUUUGCUUUUAUCAACUGAGUUGACAAUGUAAAUUGGCCGCCGCCAUAAAGAAAUUUCAAAGCUGAUGUUUCGACAGCAAGGCUUUUGUCUGAGCAUCUGACCAAGGGAUAGUGCUCAAAACAUCAGCUUUGAAACUCUAAAUGAUGCCCAAUUUACUCCAACAACUCAGUUGAUUAAACAAAAAGUAUCUUGUUUUAGAAACAAGUUUGCAAAGUAAUAUUCUUCUUUAACUUGAUUUUGAGUUAUUUAAUAUUUAAUCAGUCCAUCACAGAACAAACAAUGACAUGAUGCAAUUUCUGUUGCAGGCUUCCAAUGUGGAGAUUUUUAAUCACAGGUGCUGAUUAUAACAGAGAGAUUAAAGUCUGGUGCACAGUUACAUGGACAUGUUUACAAACAAUCAGGUAUAUGUAAUCCCAGUUUAUAGAUUAGCUUAGGGAGUUUAGUGCUCUGUAAAUUAUUCAUUGGUACUGAAGAUAAAAGUAUACUUCUAAAUCAGUAAAUUGGUCUUUAUUCUUUUUUUUGCAGAUUUUCUUCUCCAGAUAUUCCAGGAUCCAGGUGUGUCAUUUCAUUAUAAUUCCAAUGCUAUUGUAUUACUGGAUCAUAAAGAAUUUCUGUUUUUUUUUUUCAUAUUGGCUGUUGUCCAUGUUCUGUUAUUUAAAAUGUCUGUACAUAGCCAAAUAGUGAUAGAUGCAUGCUCUCAAUUGGUCAGUACAUCUUCCUGUGUGUGUCUCAGACAACCUGUCAGAUGGCCUUCCAUUGGUCAAUCUUUGCACCAAUUUUACUAUGUAAUGAAAUGUCAACAAUUUUUAUAUUUGAUGAAUAAACAAAGAGCGCAUGUUUACUUAAUCUUAAUUUUACAAGUGCAUUUAUAAAGGAGCUUUUUUCCUCCUCUAAACCUUUUCUUUAGCUCCAUUCGCUCAUACUUGAAAGUAGGCAUGGACCUUUCAGCAUCAUAUUUGGUAAUUUCAGAUGUCCUUAAAAAGGUAUGUCAGCCCUAAAUUGGUCUUCUUGCACACUUCUAUUGAGCCAUGAGGUUUGUUGGCCUUUAAGACUGAAAACCCAAGCUUUACUGGUUGUCUGUUCUCUCACCAACAGGUUAUUUAUGUGCUGAUGUUCCACCAAAACUUUGAUGAAGGCCAAGCACAUGUCACAUCUGUGGCUAAGUUUCAUCUCACGCAUCCACUACUAAGUUUUGUUGUUGGCCAAGUCAAGUUGUUUAAACUCAAGUCACAAGGGGAUCAGAAUGGUCAGGAAAAUGCUGAAAGCCAUGAUCAUGGUGAUGAUGAUAUUCACUCUUCGCAUGUUGGUCUUGACGAAAUAGCUGCUGGAGAAGAGAAAGGGAAAAAGUAUGGUGUUCAACUGCAGCUCUUUUGCAUUCAAACAAGGUAAAGUUUGUUCUUUGUUUUAGGAUUAGUUUAAGACUCCCAGGGAACCUUAAUCAUGCAGUCAUCAUUUUGAGUCUCCAGAGAUUUACAUGUAAAGCUUUACCUCUAGAGUCUGAACUAAUUUUCACUAUGAAGCUGUAAAAUGUAAGAACGAACCUUGUUUUUCUUGGUGAUUCAAGAUGGCCUUGCUUUCCCUUUUUAAUUGUGUUUGAAAAGUCAGAUUUUGCAUGACAGCGAUUCUAAUACCUACCAAUUUCUAAGUUGGAACAAUUGUAAGGGGAGUCUUAAAGAGAUUAUUGGGAACUGAAAAACUUUCUUGUAAACCCUCCACUGCUGUGUGGAGAACAUGGCAUCCUUAUUUCUUCUCUACUCCAUCCAGUCAUGGGCUUUGAGCUCCAUUUCUCCCAUUACCACCCUAUCUGCUGGAGUCCUUGUUCAGCUGACCUCAUAUUCUUUCCUCUAUGGGUGCCAGAAGAGGGUUUGUCUCCUUGCAUUAACGAUAAUCUUGGGUUUAUACUGUGGUUUUGGCCUUCCUGGGUCUACAUGGUGGGUUUGGCUGCAUCUAUUCCUUCUGCGUUACAUGCAUACGAUCCUCUUUAACUCUAGAAUAAUUGAUAAAUUAAGGAUUAAGUAUAUCUUGAGUAUGGCUAGAAUGAAGUGUGUAUUGAAUGAUUAUCUUUGUUUUGUAAAGAUCAAUGCAAGAACUCUUGGUUCACUUCCAACCAGAGCCUUCUAUUCCUCCACCCACUCCAUCAACUCUUUCAUCUCUUACCACAGUAGCAGGGCAGUCUGGUGAGUCUUCCUUAGUGAUUAUGUUUAUAACAUAGAUGGUACCUUCUUUUAAUCUAGUUCAAUAGUUUACAGUGUGUGUGAUAGUGUUUCAUUUUCCCAUUGUUAAUACUGAUGAUGUUAAUGUUGACUUUUUAGCUUUGCGUGGAAUUGAGAAUCAGGAGUAAGGAACUUCUCUUUCUAAAAUAUUUUUACCUCUGUUAGAAAUCUUAUAAACAUUCAAUUCAUGCAUUAGCUGUGUAUUCAUAAAGAUGUGAAGCACUGGGGAAGUUUGGAGACUUCUUCCCUUGCUUCCCCAUUUGCAUCGAAAAAAUGUAAUAACUAUCUGAUCUGCCUAUAUUUUUUAUACAGUUAUCCAUGAUGGACUCUCUGACCUAAGUGGUAUGGAAACAGGAACAGAAGCAAGUACAGAUGUUGAAGAGCCUGAGGAGAGUACAGAUGGACCUGUUCCAGUUAGAACAAAACUAAUUACACCACAGGCGUUUGCAAGCACUGCAUUGCAAGGGUCAACCCACCCUGAAGCUGUAAACAGCAGCAAUGGAAGCAGUAUUACCAUGAUCUCUGGACUGAAUAACUCACAAGCAUCAGUUGAUGAGCUUCUGGGCUCAUCUGUGUCAUCAAGACUGUCUGACACUACUGUCAGGUCAAGCAACUCGGCAACACCUCAAGGAUCUUUGGCUCAUGAGAGUGGUAUUCUCACACCAACGACCUUGCCCUUGCCCCAGUCACCUGUAACACCAACAUCUAACCCUAGUGCAAUACCCAUUUUAAACUUUCAGUCUAGUCCACAAAUGGCAUCAGUUCAAAACACACAAAGUCCGGCAUCAAGUUUCGAGCCUUUGGUAGCUAUUUCAAAUACGGAGACUCAAGCCUCUCCAUUUGCACUGAGAGAUAAAGCAGAGAAUGUUUUAAGUGAUUCAAAGAGUCCAUAUGAACAGAACAGAUCACACAGUCCUGGUAGCAUGGAAAGAAACAUUGAAGUAUCUGUUGAUGAUGAUACUAGGGAUGGAGGUGAUGAGGAAUUACCAGAGUCUCAGAAACCUGAAGCAGAAACGCUAGAGGAGGAAAAUGAAAGAGAAAGAAAAUCAAGUUCUGGAUCUAGUACAAGUGAAAGUUUGAGACCUUUGUCUGCUCGUGCGGAAGGAAAUCUUAUUUGUUUGGAAGAUGAUAAGAGGGGUGAAGAAGAUGAUGUUCAGGUAGAUGGGGAGGAUGCAUUUACAGAGGAAGGACUGUUGGAGCAGUGGGAUAUGAAUGGCGAUGAUGGAGUGGUACCAACUGGACGAGAGAGUCCUGAAUCAGCACAUGCACUGCCGGUUGGUACACCAACAGGCUACAGUGAGAUUGGAAAACGACCUUCAGCAUUGUCAAGGUAAAUUAGUUCUUUGUGUAGAUUGAAGCUUGUUCUUUGGACAGGUAUCUAAACUAACCAGAGUAAAUAUAGUAUGUAAUAAGAUAAUUUUAGUUUUUUUUAACUGAGUUGGUAAUGUAAAUUGGCUAUUGUAAAGGGUUAGCUCUUGGUCAGAGCAAAUGAUGGAAUGUCUUAAGAUGCAGAAUGAUCAAAUAUCCUAAAACAUGGAGUGCCAUUUGUUAUGAGACUUAAGUCUCAAAAAAGGGAAUUGCAAUAAAAUAGCAAAAUUAAUAGGAGCAUAGGUAAUCAUUGUUGGAUCCCAGAGGAUAGGGAAAACAUGAGACUUUUGAGCUAGCUCCUGCAACAGUAUGCCACCCUGGUUCUUUCCAAUGCUAUAAAAAUUGUGUGAUAUUGGUAGCCACACACAGUCUUUGACUGUCCAUUUUCUUAACUGUUAAGAGAUAGUGGAUGAAAGAGAUGGUAACUAGGUGGUAAGGUGACCACACAGCAAGCUGUUUGAGAUUUUUUCUGGGUCUCUUACACAAAUGAAAAGUUUUAAUUUUCAGUUUUUUGUAUUCUUUUCUUUCAAUUUUAGUUUUGUUUCUACUCCUGUAAGUACAACAGAUCUUCCUCCCCAGCAGGUCCAGGUUACAAUGGUAAGAAAUCUCUGAACUCUUAAUUUAACUAACUUAUCAAUGAUUAGCAUUAUUUAUUAGUCCUAUAUUCAGGGUAAGGAUCUGAGAUGCACUGUUUGAUUAAUUUUGAGGUUCUGUUUUUGUGCAUCUUUGAAGCUUGAAAUUUAGUUUCAAUUGGUAAUGAUAAUGCUGAAAGCAAACAAGACAGUCAAGAAUGUUUGGAAACUUAAUUCAGUUUCAACCAUGUGCUCUACUGGUGUUGAAAUGUUUAGUGCUUAUUGAGGGACUGGGGACAAGUGCUCAUUAAAAGUUUUGCUUCUAAGUGUAUCUCCUCUGCUUCUCCCAUGGAGAAAGUCUGCAGAAUCCAGAGGUCUGACUGUCCAUUCCUCAUGGGGACUCUUUGUCCCACGCUUGUAACAAGGAAAAAUAUCUUUCUCUAUUUCUUUACCACAUUCAAAAUUAAUCUUCUUUCUUAUUCUAUUUACUACUGAUAAGUUGAGUAAUUUCAUUAAUUGAAAUUUUUUCUAAAAUGUUUAGGAUGGUGGUCUUUCUUCAUCUCUUGAAGAGCUUCUGAGUUUGCUCAAAGCUCAACAGCAAGAUAUCUACGACCUUCGUACGCAGCUGAAAACAUACCAGUCUGAUCAGCAGCAGAAAAUGAUUACAGUGGUCAAUGAAGUACAUCAGGUUGAGGAGCGAGUCUCCUCCAAAUUACAGAAUGCCCUGGCUGAAUUUUCACGUGAAGAAUGUAUCCUGUUUGAAAUUGUUUUAAAAGUAGUUUCAUGUUACUAGAACUUUAGAUUUCUGUUAGAUUGUUGCUCUGUGCUAAAUCUUCAGCAAAAUAAUGAGACAAGCAUUCAAUGGUCUGGGGGUCAAAAUGCUAUCAUGUGCAUAAGGAAAAUUUCAACCAGUGAUGUUUUUUGUCUACAAAACCAAAUUUAGCAUCAAGAAGCAUGGUUAUUGUUUUGCAAAAUUGGCUCUUUGUUCUGAGGUGUUGAGGGGUUAAAUGGCAAAUUUAAAAAAAUGUAGAGUUAUGUUACUUUAAUCAUAAAACAUUACUCAGGUGCAAAAAUGAGGAACCCUUAUGAAAAUGCCGUGUGGCUGAUAUAAUUACCAAGUUUAAAGUUUCUUUGACAAGCUGUUCAGCUCAGCGUUUAGACAAAGCUCUGCGUGACAAACAUUCAGGAGACAAAAAAAGACAUGAACAACUACAGAGUACUUUGUCCCAAACAAUCACCACUACCUUGUCAGGAAAAUUAGAUAAAUCUGUCAAAGCUGAAAUUAAGAGUGCUGUAGUACCAUCAGUUCAGAAAGUAUUAAGUGUUGUGCAAGAACAACUCAACACUACAUUAGGGCAGGUAUGUGGGAAAUAAUUUAUUUUUAGUUAAUUAGUGUGUCAUUUGAUGCAAGAUUUGAAAUGCUACCUUUGCCCACGAUUCCACACAAUGCUGCAACCCUAAAGGAGUGGCUGUUAGAAAAAAGCUAGAGAUAUCUAUCACCCAUACUUUCUCUUUACAUGCGUAAAGUUUUCAAUAUAUGGCACAUGUCAGUUGAAGAAGAUUUGUUAUACAGAUUCUUCUGACAGGCUUUCUUUCCCUUUCUUUAGAAACUAACUGCGGCAGAUACUGUAUUGAAGGAUAGUGUUGCAAAAAUUGUGAAAAGUAAGGUAAGGUUUGGUUUAUUUGUUUUUGACGCUGGUCUGGUUGGUACCAAAUGACUGGGAUGUGGUAAAAUACAUGUAGCUGUAAUUUUUGAUUUGAUUCUAGCUAGGAAUAGUUCUCAAAGGCAGGCAUGAACUUGAUUCUGUAAAGUAGUAAAGAGCAUUGGAUCUUUGCAAAUGAUGUAAGAAUUCUGGAAAAGUAAGCUCUACAUGUCCCUAACAAACACAAUUUUACUAUAACAACAGGUUUUUUUUAUCCUCAAACAGGGUGUUGUUGAUGCUAUUGGUACAGCGGCAGCAAGUGCACUUCAGGGACCCAUUCAAAUAACUUACCGUGAGGCAUUUCAGAGCACCAUUUUGCCAUCCUUUGAGAGGGCAUGCCAGAACAUGUUCCAACAGAUAAAUGAAUCAUUUCAUAAAGGAACUCAACAAUGUAUGUUGUUAACUGUAGUAUGUACCAACAAUCCUGGUCAAAAGUUAUUGGACAGCCUCAUUAAUUUUCCAAACACUAUUUAACUGUUAGAUAAUUUGCUCUCAGUCUCUAUUGCAUGAUAGUUUGCUGAUAAGUAAUUUGUUAAGAAUGUGUUAAUCUUCCAAACCAUAGCAACAAGACAGGCUCAUUUUUUUCUUUUAUUCUGUUCACAGAGGCACAAUGCUAGGCCACUCUUUAUCUACCAAAGAAGAGAUAUUGAGUAGUGUAGCCAGCCAGAUAGAAUGCUAGUAGUUGCAUACUAACAUGAAAUGUGUACUAUUUUUAUAAAUUAUUCUCAUUAAAGCAUUCCAUCCUUUUUCCCCUUACUCAAACAAUAUUGAAAACUACUGCAGCUUUUCUGAAUGUUUCUAGCAUUGUUCUCAAAUUGCAAAGGAGAAUGGGAUACCGUUGGCUGUAAGGUUUAAAAAUGUGGCAUUUCGACCAUUUUGUGCUGAGUGUCCUUAGGAAAUUUGUGAAAGAUUGAGAUUUUUUAUUCAUUAGACUGUCCCCACUAGUUUGCUUAGGCCUGUCUGAAAGAGUGUGGAUAAACAGUAGGCUUCUGGAACUGAAAUUUAAUGGAUGGCAUUGUUUACUUUGACCACAAUUUUUGGGCUGUCUUUAUAGUUUAGAGCUCAAAUCCUCAUGGACAAUUGUACUAAAUACAUUUAUUAGACCACACUGUUGCUAAAUGCCAAAUUUGUGCACUCUUUGAUUCAUUGGUUUCACUUUAUUUUGACAUAAACUCUAUUUUGAAGACCUGCAACAAGUUACAACAGCUCUGGAUAACCGUAAAAGAGAGGAGAAAGAUUUUUUCCAACCUGUAAUGAGACAGUUGGAAUCACAAAAGCAAUCAUUCCAAGCAACAACAGAGAGGCUUUCAUCAAACCUUAUGGCUGACUUUGAAGUUAUGAUACAGAAACAACUGUCAUCAUCAAUAGAAGGGUAAGUAAAGAGUAGUGACAAAGAACACGAACAUGUGUGUGAAAAGUGCCAGAUGAUCGUUUUUUGGUCUCAAGAGGUUGACUUUAGUAUCUGAGAACCACCACCAUUUUCUGUCCUGCUACACGGUAGACCUGGAGCAAAAUAUCUGUUUUGUUUUACAGGUUAUAUACCAAAAUUAGGGACAGCAAUACAAUAAAAACAAAUAAGAAGCAUAACUGACACAAUAAAUCCCAAUGUUUUAAAAUCCAGCUGGUCAAAGGCUAGGUGCAAAAUUGGGAAAUCUCAACAUGCUUGUUGACUGGUGAUGUUUAUGGGACUAUGGUUGUGAUGAAAUGUAAAUUUUAAACAGGUGGUCUUUUAACUCUUUGGUAUGUGUGUGGGUUGUAAUCUGAUUUAGAGUACAAACUGGAAGAAUUGUAAGUUGAUAUAGAAAAAAGUGAAAACAAAAUCUGGGUAAACAAGUGUCACUCAGGAAAGAAAAAUUGUCAGCAAAAUGUUGUGUAAGAUAAAGCUGAUAUUUUUUAAUACUUUAGAAAGCCUAAGUUUCCUUAAAUAAAGAUUUUUUUAUGUUGUAGAUAUUAUUCUACUUUGUUUUUUGGGUAUGGUUUGUUAAUGAUUUUGAAACAAAGAAGAAUAAAUUUUUACCUCAGCAUAUCCAAUGAAUGUAAUAUAACUGUCCUUGUUUUGGAUUCUUCAUAGUUUGCGUGAAGAGAUAUUUUCACGUCUGUUGUCUGAAGUUCUGGCUUCAGUCCAGGACUCAGUGCAAAAGGAAAUGGGCUUAGGAUUGGAAGGCCUACGUCAACAAUUGAGUGAAAUGAUUACAUCUUCAGCACAAAAUACCUCACAACUUUCUCCUAGUACUGCACAAACUCAGGUUGGUUGUAAAUAUGAAUUCUCAAGGGUAACAAUUACAGUUACCCAUUUUCCUGUUGGUCUCCAAAAUGUAAAAUAACACCUUUUGUAAUAAAUGAUCCUAGGCAAGUUUCUUUCUACCGAUACUCAUUCAAAUGCUAACAUUUAUUUAUUGAUUGAUUUUGACUGACAUUUAACCAAGGUUAUAUGCCUCUGUUUUCAUUGAGUUAUGGGAAAAGUUGGGAAGAUGAAAUCUGUUUGCAUUAGGAUAACCUUAAUACCAUAUACACUUUUCUUAGUCUAUGGUAAUUUGUGAUGAGGUGUUGUGGAGAAUGUUCAGAAAUCACUCUUGUUUUUGUGUGUGACAUUAAUAGCUCAUGAAGAGAGUAUGAACAGAACUGUGUAAAGAGACAUAUUAACUCUUCUCUGUAGGCUGCAGUUUCCAGGCUGUUGGAAUCUGGAAAAGUUGGAGAGGCCUUCCAAGAGGUUCUGUGAUAUUCAAGAUAGAGCUAUUUCAUUAUUACUGUAUAUAAAUGCACUGAUAGGCUCUCAUCCUCUUAAAAAACACCAUUUUUUCCUCCUCUACUUGUAUGUAGACAAAAAUGCUAAGAAAGAGACUUGGGGUUAGGGUUAGGAUUAUAAGAAUAACAAUGAUUCAAAGCAAGUUAUCACAUGACGCUUAUGUCCCAGUGUAUGGGAAUCAGGGCUGUAAGUGACAGUGUGAUCAGGGCCUUGGAAAGCCACAGUGCCCUUCAUACACCCCCUGGAGAUGCAGAAUGCUCGACAAAAGGAAGAAAGUCAAGGAGCUGGAGUGGAACAUGAUAAAAUCUUAUUACUGAGUUAGUUUAGGUCCAAGGGAAAAAUGUUGGGCUCUUGGAGCCAAAUAAUUUCCAUCUCUUCCACUCAUUCAGUAAAUUCACUGUACUAUUCUUCUCUAUGGCCUGGCAACUUUUUAUCACAAAUGUCCUUGUAUGAGAGUAUUGAAAAAUUGUAUUUGUUUCCAGUUUAGAUUUCAGCCCCACCCACUUGAGGGCCUUAUAAUAGCAUUUACGGUACCUCUUUUGAAUUUCAGUGUUUCAUAAUACUUACAUGCAUGUUGCAACAUUACCUCUCAGGCCCUGACAGCAGGAGAUCUAAACAUUGUGAUGUAUGUUUGUGAAAAUGUGGAUCCCGAGAAAGUCUUUUCCCAGUCCCCUUGUCCUUUGUCACAACCAGUCUUGCUGUCUUUAAUACAGCAACUAUCUGUGGAUCUUGCAAUGUAUACGGAUCUUAAGCACAAGUAAGUACUAGCAACAUACUGUGUAGUUAGGCUAAAUGCAGGGGUGGUAUAAUGGAACAUGGUCUGUGUACUCCAUAAGUGCCAUGCACUGGGUAAGUAACUUGUGGAUGUGUUCUUUGACCAUGACAAUGAUUGAUGCUGAAAGGGUGUUCUCAUGAUUUAAACAGGAAUGAGGUCACUCAUAGUUAAUCUAGGGUACUUUGGUAACCAGAAAAAUAGGAUAAUUCAAUUUUUCUAUUUCAAGUGUACUUUGUUCCAUUCAAAUUUAUCACUGUUUUUGAUUUCAUGUUUAUCUCUAAAUCUCUUCCUUCUAAAUUUACAGAUACAUCGAAGAAGCUCUUAUGGCCCUGGAUUCACGAGAUGCCAUUACAAGAGAACAUAUGCCUGGUGUGUUAGAGGGACUAUGCCAGCAGCUCCAAACAACCAUCAAUGAAGCAUCAGGGCCCAUGCAGCGCUCCCUUAAGAUGUUGCUGAUGGCUGCAAGAUCACUUCUAAGAUAGCCAAGCAGAGUAUGUUACCACUCAUGAUGCCCAAAAGGAACAUUGAAGGAAAAAUGGUUUCCUUAAUUUUGGAGACAGGAAAUGUGUGGCAUAGAGUUUGCAGCAGAAACGAGGGAUGGCCAAGUCGCACAAGAGGGUGAAUACCUUCUGUUCCCAAAACUGAUAAUUUUAAGUUUCUUACUAAAAUUCAGAUACUAGACCCAGAGCUAGACAGCAGUCGUUUUGUGGUGGUGCAAAAUGUUAAGCACUGUUUAGAGCUGUUCAUCAAUGCUAGCUAGUAGAUGAAUCUGCAGUUUACUGCUUCACAACCAGUAGUGUGAAUUCUAUCUAUUACAGCAGAUCAAUUUGCUGUUUGUACGUCUGAAAACCAUUCUGUUGUUUUAAGGCUACCCUCUGUUUUGUCACGUACAAAACUUGCUUUAUUAAUAAAUCAGCUUUACGAGUUCUAGUGGCAGUUUUAAUUUGUGCAUUAAUACUGAAUCUUAUUAAUGAGAGUGUUUAAAAUGCUAUUGGACACCCACUCUCUAGUAUCACACUUGCACUAUGUCUGCUAACUGGUGGGUGAAGGAAGUUGUGGAAGGGAUACUAUUAUGCUGACUGGGGAGAGAAGACAUUGGUGGGAGGGAUAAAAAAAUGGGGAAAGUUGUUCUUUGUUCGACAAAAAAACACAAAUGUGGGAGAUCUGAGAGAAAGGAUAGGAGUUGCUUUGCUGAAGUACAUUUGAAACUGUACCUUCUUCAGUGCUCUCCUCAGUUUCUAAAUACUGCAUACCUUGAUGAACCCACAGCUGACACACAUGUAAUUGUUUUGUAGCAUUUUCAGCUUGUUAGGUUUAAAUGUUUAUUGAGAGGUUCCCUCUUCUAUGCUUUAUUCUAUGGAUUGCUCAUACAUAAUCAAUGUGCACAAUGAGAACAUGAAGCACACAGGUG
Messenger RNA from Pocillopora meandrina, 18472 nucleotides. Lineage: Eukaryota; Metazoa; Cnidaria; Anthozoa; Scleractinia; Pocilloporidae. The record is from the annotation of a GenBank genome assembly.